This is a messenger RNA of Cantharellus anzutake, 666 nucleotides long. RefSeq lists its product as uncharacterized. The record is from RefSeq and is a predicted model, not a curated record. The coding region runs from base 1 to 666 and encodes 221 amino acids. The transcript has 3 exons. Lineage: Eukaryota; Fungi; Basidiomycota; Agaricomycetes; Cantharellales; Hydnaceae.
AUGUAUGCUGACCCAGAAGAGAUCGAAAGACCAGGCGCUAAUAGAUGUGCCAUAUUAGGACGAUCCAGCGGAGAGGAGAACGAUAUCUCCGACGAUCCAUUUGAAGAAGAAGACGGGCGGCGCAUUAGGACACACGGGAUAACGAUCCAAACUACUAGGGUUUCAAAUUGGCAGACCUUGUUCUAUGCCACCAAGAAGAGUAGAGACCUUGCCGACUGUUGGCAUGAGGUUGUAGAAAGGAGGCAUCAGUGGUACUCGGGUUCUUCCCACCAGAAGCGCUCAGCUAGCAGCGCCUUCAACAACGAUGCUGCCACGGGAAACCUUGCUACCUGCUCCUGCGCCGGCGAGAAUUCCGCAAAGAACUUAAAGCACGUUGUAUUGGGGGAGAUAUGGUUCGGACCGCUCCAAUUGUUCCACCAGAGGAGGCCCAGCAUAGACGCCAGCGAAAGAUUAGGAACACACCCAGCUCUCUAUUGGAGGAUAGACCCUGGAAGCGGCAGUACAGUAGCAAGCAGAGGGUUGAAGUGGGCGUACCGGCUCCGAGAUGAGCCUCACGCAGAAAUGACGUCACUGCGAAAAACGAAAUAUCAGGGAAAAGUUGUGAACCCUAAGUCACCUUGCGCCAGCGGGGCACUUGCGCACUCCCAAGCAUUGAGUCCUCAAUGA